UGACUGCUCUUGUACCGAAGCCGUGACGCGUAUACAAUUGAAGUCACACUUCCCUGUGUACUGUUGCAACAGAGCUUGCAACAAUCAACACAUUGCACCUGUAACCGUUCGUCUUGCAAGUAACUACAUCAUCAUGAUCAUGUGAAUGUAAAAUCGAAGCUCUACCCGGAUUCUCUUGGCACGUGAUAUCGUCAUUGACGUCAUCAGCACAGCAAAACUUUUGACCAAAUACUUUUGGCCAAGUUCGGCCUAUAUAUCCGGCUCACACGUGUCUGUACUACCCACUCGUAUUUCCUGCAAGUUGAGAAGUAUAGUUUUUCAACUUUGUUGACAAUGCCGAACAGCUGCGCUGCCUAACCCAUGCCAGAGCUCGUCGGUUCCAGAGUCGGUCUUUAUGCAUCUUAUUGUUAUACAGCAAGCUGCGGGAAAAUUAAAAAUCAAUUAAGUACAAUCUUCCUACUUCAUUGUGUCGUGUCGUGAUUAUACCUGACUGCUACAUCCAGGACUGAAUAGUAUAUAGAACUUGUGUAAACUUUUAGAAGUUCAGGAUGCCAAACGAAACACAGCCAAUCCUGCAAGGAGGAAACAACACGAUGUAUACCCAGGGCCAACCGCAGGGAUAUCCUCCCCAGCAGCAAGGGGGUUACCCCCCUCAGCAACCUGGCUACCCCCCUCCUCAACAAGGUUACCCUCCCCCUCAGCCACAACAGCCUGGAUACCCCCAGCCCCAGCAGCCAGGUUACCCUCCUCCACAACAGGGUGCCGGUGGUGGUUACCCCCCUCCGCAACAGGGUGCUGGUGGUUACCCUGCACCUCCUCAGGGAUCUUACCAAGGUGCACCUGGUGGACCUCAAGGGACAGACGAACCCUCCUACAAGGGAGACAUACCAGAUGAUGAUGUCGAGGUCAACCCUGACAAUGCUGCCGGUGCAGCACCAAUUGCCUCGGCCCCUCCCUUGGAGAAAAUGGAUCAGGUAGCAGGUUACAACCAGAUGGAUGCGCCUCUACCCCCUCCCCCACCCCCUUCUUAUGAUGAGGCUACCCAGCCAACUGAACGUGCUGGCAUUGAACAAACACCUACAUUAACCGAUGAAGAAGCAAGAGAAGCCCUUCUCUCGUAUGUGGCAGAGAACUGUUGCUAUGGCAAGAAAGCUGCCAAAAACCUUCAUGUGAAUGACCUCAGACACACUGCUGCAUUCCAUUACACCCUGGAGACUUUUACAGAGAAGAGAACAACUAAAUGGGUGAAUGAGCCAUUCUCAGGUCAGCCUGUCGAUGGCCCUCAGAACGGACCUGCCCCUCUCCCAUGGAGCAUUGCUGUUAACAUCCCCGCCAUGUUUACAAACAGCAUCGCUAAGGUUGAAGUUCCACAUACUGCAUCAGUAAAGCCAUGCCACGACUGUCAUUCCAUGGGAUUCCGCAGAUGUCAUACCUGCUUGGGACGUGGAAGGACCCGAUGUCAUCAUUGCCAUGGCCACGGCCGUCGUCAUGUCAACCAUUAUGAUCACCAUGAGAAGAGACAUAUCUCACGCUGGGAAUCAUGUACCUUCUGUCAUGGGAGGGGUAGACAGAGGUGUUUUACAUGCCAUGGUCAUGGACAGAUCACAUGUUGUACCUGUAAGGGACGUGGAAGCCUCAAAUUUUUUAUCCAACUCACUGUUAAUUGGAUAAACCAUAUGAAUGACAACAUUGUGGAACGUACUGCCCUACCUGAUGAGCUCAUUCGUAACGUAACAGGUCAAGUGGCAUUCAAAGAGGAAAAUGCAAGGAUUUGGCCUAUCAAUCACUUCCCAGACCAGGCCAUCAACCAAGCCUCUAGGGAGCUUGUCCAGCAACAUUCUGGUGCCUUCCAACAAGAACGCAUCCUGCAACAGCGCCACCAGGUUCGCAUCAUUCCUGUUGCUGAGUCCUUGUGCCGCUGGAAGGAGAAGAACUUUUCUUUCUUCGUCUAUGGCUUCGAACGUAAAGUCCACGCCCCAGACUACCCCCAGCAGUGCUGUUGCGGCUGUACCAUUUUGUAAAAGGGGUAUCCUUCUACACAUCAGAGAUAACUACGCAUUAAAUUGCCAAACUAGAUGUUUUAAAUGUCCCAUUUGCAGGAUAAAAAAUAUAAAAGGUUAAAUUCCAACGGCAUUUGAAAGACAGUACUAAUUUAGAACUUUCCUCAAAACGAAAGGGCUUGAAAAUGGCUUUUAGUGGGAAAAUAACAACCAUUACUUGUCAAUGAUUGACAAUGAUUUGUGAAUAACCAUU
Strongylocentrotus purpuratus (purple sea urchin) is the source of this 2253-nucleotide messenger RNA. RefSeq names its product protein SSUH2 homolog. NCBI's taxonomy places the organism in Eukaryota, Metazoa, Echinodermata, Echinoidea, Camarodonta, Strongylocentrotidae. The transcript is spliced from 13 exons. The record is from RefSeq and is a predicted model, not a curated record. Bases 549 to 2021 code for a protein of 490 amino acids.